ACAGAUCUUUACUGGAGCAGGACGGGGGCAGAACGCUGCGGUUACCUACGGAUAUGCAGCCUCGGCCUUGUUUCUAUGGAACCUUGCUGAAAGGUUGCCUUUAAUGGGCAAGCUACGUAAACAGAAAUGGUACCGUAUAUAUGUCUUUAAACGAUGGGCACCUUCGAUAGAUCACUAGCAGAAAUAGUUUGGUGCUUCUGUUUUUCAUCACUGGUUAUUUGGACAAAUCACGACUUCGCAGCUGUUCGCGUCAUUCAAAUUUCGGAAGCGGAGGGGACAUUCGGUCCAUGGACUUGCCCGUAACUUUGAAACGGAGAGAGUGGAGCUCAAACUUAAAACUUGUUACUGCAUUAAUUUUGUUACGCACUUCUACAAUGUAUCAACAAUAGGCUACAUUAUGCAUCGCGAUUCUUGACGUAGGCGCUUCUUCAUGUGACCUGUUUUACCGAUAGUUCUCAUGGACUUCUCGUGAAUUUAGUCUAAUGUAGUAGGCAGUAAACGGGUUUUAAAUCAACAUUCUUAAAUCAACAAACAAAUCAUAAGACGCAACAUGGCUUUUUCCAUUCCUAUGGUUAUAGUUACACUGUUUUGGGGAUUUGUUGGAGGGGUGGUACCAUGGUUUAUUCCGAAGGGACCAAACAGAGGGGUCGUCAUUACCAUGCUAGUAUUGACUGCAGUUUGCUGCUACUUGUUCUGGUUGAUAGCCAUUCUCUCCCAGCUGAAUCCACUGUUUGGACCUGCUUUGAGUAAUGACACUAUUUGGUAUCUGCAAUUCCACUGGCGCUGACUCUGCCCUCAAUGACUGAGAAAGGCCCAGGAGGACCAAGGACAAAGGCAUCAUAAACCUAUCCAUUUAGCUUUUUUUUAACUUUAUAUCUGACUCUUGGUUUACCUAAGAUAAUGGUAAUAAAUAUACUGAAAUAGCUUGCAAGAUAGAAUUCAUGAUAGCCUGUAAAAUGGUCACCAACAUCUAGGGAAGCUAUAUCUAUGUAGGAAUUUGAAAAUGAGGGGGCAAGUGGUUGAGAUACACAAAGCACAUCGAGUUAAAGUGAUUGUUUUAUUUCUUA
Oncorhynchus nerka (sockeye salmon) is the source of this 1067-nucleotide messenger RNA. Its product is annotated as V-type proton ATPase subunit e 1-like. The record is from RefSeq and is a predicted model, not a curated record. Lineage: Eukaryota; Metazoa; Chordata; Actinopteri; Salmoniformes; Salmonidae. The coding region runs from base 551 to 787 and encodes 78 amino acids. Gene Ontology annotation, molecular function: proton-transporting ATPase activity, rotational mechanism. Gene Ontology annotation, biological process: proton transmembrane transport. The transcript is spliced from 3 exons. Gene Ontology annotation, cellular component: proton-transporting V-type ATPase, V0 domain.